AUGCCAGAAAGCGUUCACAGUAAUAGUUCGCUUGAAGAAGGUGAUCCAAACCAGAACCGAAGCAUUAAUAAACAUGAAUUUCGAGAAUUGGUUUCAAAUAUCGAAGGAACAUCUUCUACAACAUAUGAAACGUCGGCUAGUCGUCUGCAUGACCAUGAAAUCAGUGCUGCUCAAUUGGGUCGGAACAACUAUCAAACAUUAUCAAGUGAAAUUUACCUUGAUGGUAGUAUUAGUGGCAGACGAUUACAACAAAAUGCAUAUAGUACACGCGAAAGUGUAGCAGUAGUAAACGGUUUCACGAAUGAAACCGUAAUUGAAACACAUAGUGUCGAAGAGACUAACAGAUUUCUUGAAAGAACAGCCAAUAUUUGCAGAGAUCCUGAUCCGAUAGUUAUUCGAAAAACAGUAGCGGACCGACCGGUAACAUAUCAGCAACGAGUUCUUGUUCGAUAUCUUCAACCACCACCUGCACCAGCACCAGGACCACUCAUUAUUAAAGAAGUGCGUGAACCUCAAGCAGCACCACUUCCACCACUUGUCAUACGUCAAUACGCGGAACCUGCUGUUACACCACCUCCACUUGUCUUACGUGAACGGCCACCAUUGCCACCAUCACCUAUUCCAAGCGAAACGGUUAUUCGCCGAAUACCUGGUCUACCUCCUCCUCCACGAUCGAUUAUUGUCGAACGUUUUCCAGCUCCACCGGAAAAACCACGUGAUAUUAUCAUCGAACGUUGGUUACCUUAUGGGCCUGCACCUGAACGUCGUACAAUUGUUGAAGAAGCGCAGGGUGCCAGUUCUGUAUCAUGUUCAGAAUGCCGCAAUCAGAUUGUUAUUUAUGAACGUGUUGAACCACGUGUAGUUCGACGAUUGGAAAAAGAAGAUGUCGUUAGAGAAAAUCCUGCCGAUUAUGUAGCUCGUUAUGGAAAUACACUGUUAGAUUCAACGACACUUGUUGAAACAGCUCGUAAUGCUGGCAUUCAUGAAGAUCUGUCUCUGCCAGCACUAUCAUAUUCGAGCGUACGCGCAAGUACUAUUGAUUACGGAGUAUCAGGUACGCAAUACGUAAGCAGUAGGACGAUUCGACGACGAGGAUUAUUUGAUUUCUCUCAAUAUGGUCUGCUUCCAUCCGAUUAUGUUCCUGGCAUGAUAAUUCACCGAAAAUUUGUAAGACCAACAAACUUUUCGUUUCCUUCAUCAACAUUGUGGUCAAGAAGAGUUGCUAAAUACAGGGAGCAAGUUGUUGACGGUCGUACAACAAGUGUUACUUUGGAAUUGCUUGAAGAUGGUGCAACUAUUUAUACUCGUACAAUAACCAAACAAGAAUAUAGAAGAAAAGAUGUUACUUCGUCAGCUCCGAAAUUGGCAUGGGAUGAUUUCUUGUUGGUAUUGCAAGUAUUCAUGUUGGGAAAUAGUCAGGAACGCGAAUCCGAUAUUGCACGCGCUUUCGACAUUCUUGACCAAGGUAGAAGAGGCCUCUACAAUCGAACAAUCACUUUGUCGGAUGGUCAAAUUUCACCCGAUGAACUACGAGCCUUUUUAUCAAUCCUUACCGAUGAAUAUCGUGUUGAUCUUUGUGUUUUUCUGGCUGAUACAGAUGGAUCUGGCCAGAUUAGUUUGUCUGAAUUUACCCGAUUGAUUAAAUCAGGAUUGGCAAGAGAUAUUAUCUGCGAAUCCGUCUAA
Molecule: messenger RNA, 1683 nt
Organism: Adineta ricciae
Lineage: Eukaryota; Metazoa; Rotifera; Eurotatoria; Adinetida; Adinetidae
Source: the annotation of a GenBank genome assembly